Bolinopsis microptera is the source of this 2310-nucleotide messenger RNA. Its product is annotated as tyrosine-protein kinase BTK-like. Gene Ontology annotation, molecular function: non-membrane spanning protein tyrosine kinase activity; protein binding; ATP binding. Gene Ontology annotation, biological process: protein phosphorylation. The coding region runs from base 65 to 1897 and encodes 610 amino acids. Lineage: Eukaryota; Metazoa; Ctenophora; Tentaculata; Lobata; Bolinopsidae. The record is from RefSeq and is a predicted model, not a curated record. Gene Ontology annotation, cellular component: plasma membrane. The transcript is spliced from 14 exons.
AGAUGGAUUCAAAUUUAAAUAUUAUGAAACAAGAAAAUGGUUGAUGUUUUAAAAACUGACUACAAUGGUAGAAAUACUUCUGCACGCAGUGAUGACCAAACGGUCAAGGGGUCAAUCAAAAUUCGGGAGAAUGAACUUCAAGAAGCGUCUGUUUAUUUUGACUAGUGAAUCUGUAAAGUACAAUUCAGGCAAAGAUUUAGAUAACACCGGAACAGUAAAGGGAGAGAUAAAGCUCUCAAAGAUUCAGAUAGUGGAAGAUGUUUCCGGGGGAUCUCUUAGCGGGCAGAAUGGUUUCCCAUUUCAGAUAGUAUACAACGAAACAAAUAAUCCUGCAAAUGCUGUAAGAUUGUAUGUGAUAGCCGGUUUAAAGAAAGAUAAAGAAGAAUGGGUUUCAAAACUUCGGAUACUUAUUGCCCAAAAUAUGGCUAUAGAAGCAUCAUAUCACCCUGGAAUAUUCGAGAAAGCAGGUUCAUUUUUAAAGUGGAGUUGUUGUGGAGCACUAGCUGUAGAGAGUAAAGGGUGCAAAAACUCAUACUUUCAUAAAGACGAGGUGGACCGAAGAAAAGCACUGAUUCCCAAACCGAGCUCGUUUACAGUGGUGGCAGUGUGGGAUCUCACAGCACAGCAAGCCUCUACUGACCUCAACCUCACUAGGGGUGAGAAACUGGAAGUGUUAGACUCAGUAACAGAUCAACACUGGUGGCGCGCACGUAACGCACACGGACAAGUCGGGAUGAUCCCCGAGAGUUAUGUCCGUAAAGAUGGAGUUGAAGUACGGGAGUGGUUCCACAACAUUGAGUCCCGGCCCCAAGUUGAGGAUUUGUUGAAGGAGCACGGCAAGGAUUGUGCGUUUUUAGUGCGGCCGAGUGCGCGAGGAAAAGUCAAGUACAGCAUCUCAAUAUUCUAUAUGGGACAGGUUAAACACUACCACAUCCAGCAAGCUGACGGCUUUUACUGGGUGAACGAGAAAAACAAGUUCCGAUCUGUGGACGAGCUGUUAGACUACCACAGUAUGAACUGUGCCGGAAUGGUAUGCAGACCCCGACACCCUGUACUAAAGGACAGCAAGCCUGCUCCCAUACUGGGCAACCAGUUCGGAAACUGGCUCAUCGACCCAAAAGAGGUUAUCUUUGGUGAUGAGAUAGGGAACGGCCAGUUCGGUGUGGUCUUCAAGGGAAAGUGGAGGAACUACGAUGUGGCUAUUAAGACCAUGAAGGAGGGAUGUAUGAACGAGGACGAUUUCUAUGAUGAGGCUAAGAUCAUGAUGAGGUUUAAUCAUCCCAAUUUGUUGAGGUUCCACGGAAUCAUCAACCACAAAGGUCAAGUCGCUAUCCUAACAGAGUUCAUGUCUUUUGGAGACUUGUUCAAAUACCUACAGAAGCAUCCUGCCUUACCCGGGCAAACUGCUAUAGUGAUAGACAUGUGCAGACAGAUAGCUUCAGCAAUGAAGUACCUUGAAGACAGCAGGUUUAUACACAGGGAUUUAGCUGCAAGAAACUGUUUAGUGGGGCACCAGCGAGUUAUCAAGGUGUCAGACUUUGGAUUGUCCCGGUUUGUAUCCGAUGACGAGUAUACAGCCUCGGAGGGCGCCAAGUUCCCCAUUAAAUGGAGUUCACCUGAGGUGAUAGACUACGGUAAGUACAGUUCCAAAUCCGAUGUGUGGAGUUAUGGAGUGACAAUGUGGGAGAUACUGUCGGGAGGCCAGGUCCCUUACAGAGAACUCAACAAUCAACAGGUAAUCGUACAAAUAAGACGUGGAGGAAGACUCUCUCCUCCUCACUACGCCACACCCAAACUCAUUGAAAUAAUGGAACGCUGCUGGCAACACGUGCCGGAGGACCGCAUCACUUUCGAGGAAAUCGUCGAUAUUUUGACUGAAGUAAAUUUUAAUACCUGAAGUCCAUUUUAAUAGCUGACAGAUUUACAUUUUUAUCAAUAUCACUGAAUGAGUAAAUGCUUCAUUAUUCAGUCGAUUAAGCAGAAUGAUAGACUUUAACCAUUGCAAAUUAACAAAUGAUAAUAAAAAUAUCUUUUAUUCACCCCUAAUUCCUAACUUAACUCCUGGUACACCGACUAUCCGAACUAAUUUUACCGGAUACAUUAUAUUAUAUGAGUAUUUACCUGUGAUGAUACUUUAAUAGUUAUUUAGUUAUUACAACUCUGUAGUCUUUUAAAUCUGUUCCGAAUGCAAAAAAAUGUCUGUUUUGGAUUUGUGAUAAGUGUUCUAUUAACCGUUAUGACUUCUGCUGUGAGUGUAUGAAUUAUUUUUGUAUGAAUUUUAACUUUGUUUCCAGUUUUAUGAAUAGUAAA